AAAGAUCGCGUGUGUUCUUUCAGUCGAUCGACGAAGAGACAUCAUCAUUAUUAAAGCGCGAAUAGCAAAUAAUAAAAAAAAAAUAAUAGAUUCUGUAGAAAAAAAGUGCAACUAAAAUAGAUUGUCACUGUCAAAGUGCAUAUCCGGUCGCAAUUAUUUAGAAUUUCGCGUAGGAUGUAAUUGUCGCGUCGUUUUUUGAUUUUUUAAUAAAUUUAUUGACACAUAAACAUACGUCGACGAACGUAGAAAAGUGAGGCAAAAAGAAGAAGAAGAAGGAAAAGUGAAAAUGUUCGUAUGUUACAACAAAAAUAUACCUACACACUGCUUUAUCAUAAGACGAAGAAGAAUUCAAUUUGUGUAUAAUACAUAAGCAUACCAAGCCAUAUAAUAUAUAGUAUAGUUGUGGAAGGAUCAAAAAUGUCCGUCAAUUUAUGUACUAUGUGCUGGUAAAUAGAUGCAGUGCGAGAAAAAACUCAAAAUUUAACUUGUGGCGCAAUUUUCCGUCACAACUUACUGACUAAAAACCCAUAAAAAAGUAAAAAUUUAUGAAAAACUUACUAAAAUCUAUGAAAAAAAUGGAUACUCCAUAGUGAAUAGUGACUAAAAACAUGAAACUGCUUCUUUCCUAUAUCAUCAGCACUUCUUUUGUAGUGUAAUCUUGCGAAAAAAAUACAAAAAAAAAUUAAAUUAGUAAAUAAGUGCAUCACAGAACACUUAAAUGAUAGAAAAAAGUUAGAAAAACUUACUUAGUGUAAAUUCCCCAUCAGCAAAAUGUCGCCCAAAAUUGGAAUUUUCGUAUUAUUGUCCGCGGUGUUGGUGCAUACCGUGCACUCGCAACGUCCCAUUGUGAAUUCGUCGACGCUGGCACCGGCAUCGCCCUCAACGCCGCACCACCAACAACCGCACAGCAUCGAGUAUCGCAAUGAGAUGCGACGUCCUCCAUCUCCGCCGAAGCUCGGCAACAACACGGAACCCAUGAAUCGACGCAUUGGCGGCAACAAGUUCUCCGAGCUGCGAGACUUUAACUCAAAAUACACGAAAGAUAAUCGUUUUGGGAGAAAUGCGUCGGUGCAUGCCGCAAACGGGCUGAUAAAAAGUGGCUUGCCCGUCAAUGGAAAGGGUCGCGGGCAAAAUUCCAUGGACAUUAUCAAGAAUUUGAUCAAGUAUAAUCCCAUUCAGGGCGAUAAUGUGCCCAAUUUGCCAUCCGAUCCGCAACGCACCAAAUAUAAUCCGUUCGAUUAUGUGAAAAAUGCGACAUGGCAGUACAACAACUACCACCCGCAAACCGACCCAACCGAAUGGGAUCUAAUGUUGGGUGUCACAUGCGAUUUCGAGUCGCCAUGCAAAUGGAAAUACGAUCAAACAAUCGAAGAUGGCUUCACAGUCGUAUCUGGCAUCAAUUUAACCGAAUCCAAUCGCACCGGCAUGAAACCCGGUCCCAAAGUGGAUGGACAAAACAACGCUCUCGGUCACUUUUUGCAUCUCGGCAUCACUCAAGACACUCCCCAACUGAGUCUAACAUCUCCCGUUUUCAGUACGACGCGAGACGAGUGCUACCUCGAGGUGUUGCUGCACGAAAGCGAAAUGAGUUACGGCAGCGUAAAAAUCGUAAUUGUACCGCAAGACACGCCGCAAAGUAGUUGGGUGCCCGCCGAAAUUGCCGGCGACAAUUUAAACCGAUGGCAGUUGCAUACCUUCAAAAUUGGUCGCGUCUCGAAGGAUUUCCAGAUUGAGUUGGAAGUCUUCCCGAACGGCAGAAAUUGGACAAAUAAACAAACGCGAGGUCACAUCAGCAUCGACAAUUUGCGUCUCGUGCGAUGUUUCCCCGAAGGCGCUCACACCGGCAAAUGCAGUCCGCAACAAGUGCAUUGCACGGCGAAAAAUGUGCCAGUUUGCAUUCGCUCGGAUCGCAUUUGCGACAUUGACGUGGAUUGCGAUCAGCACGAAGACGAGUUGCAAAAUUGUGACAAAAUGCCGUUUGGAAGUCGUUGCGAUUUUGAGCAAAAUUGGUGCGGAUGGCAAAAUACGGGCAAAGCGAUGAUGGAAUGGAGUCGACAUUCGGGUCCGACACCCACAGACAAAACGGGUCCCAAUUUCGAUCACACUUUUGAGCAUAACGACACGUACGAAGGACACUUUUUGUAUGUCAACAUGAAUCAACAUGCGAACGACUCGGAGAAAAAGAGCAAUAUGGGAUUUGCGAGCAACGCAGUCAUAAAUUCGCAAAUUUUUAAUCCGCCGCCGCGCGUACAUGCGAACGCCACAUCGCCGUAUCGCAAUUCGUGCAUGGUGCGUUUUUAUGUGCAUCAAUUUGGACCGAAUCCGGGAAGCAUCAACUUGUCCAUUGUCGAGAUGAAGGACAAGGAAAACAUUACGACAACGCUUUGGUGGAGCACAAAAAAUAUUGGGGAAUCGUGGAAACGUGCUGAACAAUUAUUACCGAACGUAACGUCGAGAUAUUACUUUCAGUUUGAAGCGAGAAUGGGAAUGAGAAUUUUCUCGGAUGUCGCAAUUGACGAUUUUUCACUCAGUCCAGAAUGUUUCGGCCUAAAUAUACCGGAAGAACACCUGAAUGACUAUAAUUAUUGGGAUCCGCACUUUGACAAGUAUAAAGAACCGCACAAAGAUUUCGAGGAAACAAAAUAUUAUGAGUUGGGAACGUGCGGAGCAAAAGGAAGAUACGGUCCGACACCCAAUGAUUGCACCAAAUCCUACAACGGGACAGAUGUUAAAGUUGCUGUUUCAACAAAAGCUCCCUUCAACGGUACCCAAAAGUGGAUUGUGCCGAAUGAGGGAUAUUACACAAUCAUCGUUAAAGGAGCAGGAGGAGGCUUGGGAUCUGCUGGCGUGGGAUCUUCUCGCGGCGCUUCCGUCAUGUCUGUUAUGGAACUUCAUAAAAAUGAAGAAAUUAAUGUUCUCGUUGGGCAAAGUGGUGAACAUGCUUGUAUAAAGACAAUGGGUCAACGAGAUGAAGUUUGUGAAGAAAGACAUCAAGCUCAAAAUAAAAACAUCAAGUCGAAGGUCUCUCAGGUACGAGAGAUGCAUAUUGAAGACGGCGCUGGAGGAGGCGGAGGUGCUUCUUACGUCUUUUUGUUCAAUAGCGCUAGAAAGCCUGUGCCGUUACUUGUUGCUGCAGGCGGCGGUGGCUUAGGCAUCGGGCGUUUCAAUGACGACUUCCAGCAUGGUCGAGAAGAAGAAGUUGAAGACGAGCAUCGUACCGGAAGCAUCAUCUCAAUGGAUGACAAAGCUGCAGGCCCUGGCGGCGGAUGGCAAGACGGUGACGAACCAUUGCUCAAUACAACAGGAUUAUCUUUACUCUCGGGCGCCAUUGGAGGAUUGGCAUGUUAUCAACGUGGUUAUCAUGGAUUUGGCGGCUUCGGAGGAGGCGGCGGAGGAUGCAGCAAAGGCGGCGGCGGCGGAGGUUAUUCCGGCGGAGAUACAAUGUUCAACUCGUCAAACGGGCAAGGAGGAACUUCUUACUUGUCGUCGAGCAGAAAACAUCACACAUGGUUCAAUAUCGAAUCAGCUGCCAAUAGCGGGGACGGUUCAGUCACGAUAAUUCCCGCUAUCGAGGGAUGCGGUUGUGAUUACCGAUGCGUAGCUUUAGACGAAUACCGAGCCAAUGUAACAUGUAUCUGCCCCCCAGGAUGGCAAAUUAGUCCAUAUAAUCAAACGUCAUGUGAAAUUAUUGAAACCUUACAUGAUCCUGCUUCCAUGACAUACUACAUAACUGGUUUAAUUGUUGUCGCAGUAUUUUUGGUAAUAGCACUUGGAGCUUUAAUCUUUAUAUUAUAUAACCGAUAUCAACGUAAAAAACAAGCAGAACUACGACACAAAAUGCUUUUGGAGCAAGACUUGCAACUAAGUCGUCUCCGAAACACUCCAGAUAGCAUAACUUCCCCGUCAGUCAAUAUCGACUACGGUUGCGACGGCAUCCUGAACAAUGGAAAUGUGGAAGUUCAAAGCUUGCCACAAGUUGCGAGAGAAAGUCUCAAAUUAGUAAAAGCCCUUGGUCAAGGCGCAUUCGGCGAAGUGUAUCAGGGAUUGUAUCGUCAUCGGGAUGGCGAUGCUGUGGAAAUGCCCGUUGCAGUGAAAACCCUUCCAGAAAUGUCAACGGGACAGUCAGAGUCUGACUUCCUCAUGGAAGCUGCCAUUAUGGCAAAAUUCAACCAUCCUAACAUUGUCCAUUUGAUUGGUGUCUGUUUUGAUAGGCACCCGCGCUUUAUUGUGUUGGAAUUGCUCGCCGGCGGCGAUUUGAAAAACUUUUUGCGUGAAGGAAGGAACAAACCUGAACGCCCAUCACCUUUGACAAUGAAAGAUUUGGUAUUUUGUGCACUUGAUGUUGCCAAAGGUUGUCGGUAUUUGGAGAGUAAACGCUUUAUUCAUCGCGAUAUUGCCGCGAGAAAUUGCCUGCUGAGCAGUAAAGGUCCCGGAAGGGUCGUCAAAAUCGCGGAUUUCGGUAUGGCGCGUGACAUUUAUCGUUCCGACUAUUAUCGCAAAGGCGGCAAAGCGAUGCUUCCGAUCAAAUGGAUGCCCCCGGAGGCAUUCUUAGAUGGCAUUUUCACAUCAAAAACCGAUGUGUGGUCCUUCGGUGUCUUGCUGUGGGAAGUUUUCAGUUUAGGCCUAAUGCCGUACACGGGAUUGCCGAAUCGCGAUGUGAUGCAACUCGUGAUGGGCGGCGGACGUCUCGAUGCUCCCUUGGGUUGUUCUCCAACCAUUUACCGCAUCAUGGCAGAUUGUUGGAAUCCAACGGCUGAGCUGAGACCCUCAUUUUCGAAUUUACUUGAACGCCUGACGGCAUGUUCGCAAGAUGCGGAAAUUAUGAAUGCGCCGCUCCCGAGUUUCUUCAGACCGCAGUCCAAUGAACGCGAUACCACGAUAAUGAGACCGCCGGGACACGACGAUUUUUGUCUGCCAGUGCACAAUUCAGACUACCUGAUUCCGAUUUCGGCACCCAAGAGCGCAGUUGAACGUCUAUUAACUGAAGCCACGGGUGUCACGUUGCCCGAUACGAUGACGACGAUGAGUGCUCCGCUCAACACAAAAUCGUGGGAAACGUCGUUCUCGAUGGCGAAUGGAAAACCCCUCGGCAGCGAUAAGAUGCUGCAAAAGGAAUCAUCGACCGAGAAGCUAAUAAGCUUAGACACGCCACAACAAACACCAACAUCCGUUCAACCGCCACCAAUGAAUUUCACGCCUUUAUCAGCUUUAAAUAACAAUGAUGCAGAUCCGUCAUCAAUUCAAGCGCAACAACAACAACAACAACCGAUUACGCUGGAUCCCGCAAUGUUGAACAAACAGACGGCAGCGAAUGCAGUGAAUGGCGGCGCACCGUACACCAACGUAAAGAUGAUGAAUGCCAAUAAUCUGUCCGAGUUACAAGACAAACUUUGCUCAAACAAUACAGCAAACAAUAAGCAAACACCGUUUACCAUCCAAGGUUUCAACGAUAGAUACAAUAUUGCUCCAAACGAAAAUCAUUCAGAGAUAAGUUGUUAAGUUACGAACACAAAUUUAAUUAUUUUAUCAUGAUUGUAAGUCAAGCACAUGAAAUUAGUGAAA
Molecule: messenger RNA, 5562 nt
Organism: Culicoides brevitarsis
Lineage: Eukaryota; Metazoa; Arthropoda; Insecta; Diptera; Ceratopogonidae
Gene: Alk
Product: tyrosine-protein kinase receptor
Exons: 13
Coding region: 772-5499 (1575 amino acids)
Biological process (GO): cell surface receptor protein tyrosine kinase signaling pathway; regulation of neuron differentiation; multicellular organism development
Cellular component (GO): signaling receptor complex; plasma membrane
Molecular function (GO): ATP binding; protein binding; transmembrane receptor protein tyrosine kinase activity
Source: RefSeq, a predicted model, not a curated record